UAAUUUUUUUUUGGAAUAUUUUUCACAGUCAAAAAUUUGUGCAAUAUCCAAAAAGCUGGAGAAUCUUACAAACUUCUAAAGUUCCAACUUUCAAAAUUUUUAUUUCACGAAUCAAUACCACUUCAAUGAAGUUAUAUUUUUACAAAUAUGUCUUCUAAAAACAAAACAACUAAAACGAACAAAAAAAGCAAGUCUCGUAGCAGCAAGCAAAACUCUUUCAAGUGCAAAUCAGAUAAUGCAUAUCUUCCAUCAGCUAGUGCAACUAAACCCUCCCUACCUAAUGCGGAUCAAGGAAAAAAACCAGUGAGCCAGAAACCAUUGAAAAAAAUUUUAAAGACCAAAAAACAAACUCUACUUUUGCGUGAAAGCUGUGGUUAUAUUACGGUUACACCGGUAGGCAAAUCUUCAAAACGAAAGAAAAAAACUACUUCACACAAAACCGUAACCUUUAAUGAAGAUGUGGAUAUAAAUAUUAUCCCUAAUGAUAAGUCAGUUUCAAGUGAAACUGAGUGUGAUCCUCAACCAGCAAAGAAUAGUGAAAAGCAGCAGAACAAAAGUGAAGAUGAUAGUACUGAAAUGGUUGAAAUUGGAGAUCAAAAAACACUAAUAGAUAUUCUUAAAGGAAAUCCGAAUCAUAUAUCUAUUGCUCGCCUUUCAAAGAUGAAGUGGCGUAUUUCUGGUAAUAGCACUUUACAAACCACCGAAAAAGAUGAUCCUCCAUCGACUUUAGAUAUGACACGCCUACGUUCAGGAUUCCAAUCAAGUGAAUCUAAAGAUCUCAUGGAAUCAGAAAAGGAAGAAAGAGCGGGAAAUGAUAUUAAAACCGAACAACUAAAUGUGGCUGAAAAUAUUUUUCGUAAGAACCUAGAUUGUUCGCCAAAAUAUCGUUAUGCGGAUUUGACUCCUAUGGAAAAAGAAUAUCUUGUUCCAUUUAAAAUACCUCAAGGUUACCACUCAGAAUUUAAACAGAAAGGAACUGAACAUGUAAUCAAAAAAAAAGAAGAAAAAUCAGUAGUAGUUAGAAAUCGUAUUAGAAGUCAAGAAAGAAAAUUACCUGAAAAGAUUGUAAAAGAUAUACAGCAAGAGCCUCAACAAACCAGUUGUGAAUCGCCAGUAAAAGGUGUUAUUAAAAAUGUUGAUAAAGGUGUGGAUAUUGCAAAAGGUGUGGGUGCAGAGCUUACCAAGGGUGUAAUUAGGGGCAUUAGUGUAGGGGCUGGGGAAAACGAUAUUGAAAAUGUUACUAAAGGUCCUAUUAAAAUUGCCAUUAGAGGUGUAAUCAAAGGUGAUGUUGGAAGAGUUGUUGGAGGAGCUAUUGAAGGUGUUGUUGGAAGUGCAGUUGAAGGUGAUAUUGGAUGUGCACUUAGAGGUGCGCUUGGAGGUGCUGUUGGUGGAACUAUUAAAGGUGCUGUUGACGGUGUUGUAGAAGGUGCUAUUGGAGGUGCCGUUGGAGCUGUUGUUGAAGGUGCUAUUGGAGGUGAUGUUGAAGCUGUCGUUGAAGGUGCUAUUGGAGGUGAUGUUGGAGCUGUCGUUGAAGGUGCUAUUGGAGGUACUACUGAUGGUAUAACUGAAAAUAUUGUUGAAGGUAUUCCUAAAGAUAAAACCUCAUGUGCCAGUAAAGGUUCUGCAAAAAAUAUUGCUGGCGGUGCUUCCAAUGUCAAAAUUUUUUCUGAUUCUAUUAUUGACGAUCCACUAAUAAAAGCUCGUAAUGAUCUCUUGGAUAUUCUAAUAAUGCAUGAAGGUUUAAGUAAGGAGUAUGAUGUGAACUUUGCCAAACUGCGUUAUGUUCAACUAUUGUGCAAAGAACCACAUGAUGCAUGUCACGAUCCAUUAAUCAAAAAAAUUUUAAAUGUCUAUGAAUUGAUCGAUUGCCAAGAUAAGAGUGAUAGUGAAAACCUCUCUGAAGAAGAGGAUACUUAAAUUUAGAAUUUCAAAUUUGGAAAUUAAUAAAUAAGAUGUGUUUUUUUUCUGCAUGCCUGUUUUGAUUAUAAGUCGAACCAAAUCAAAGAAGUGAUAACAAAGCCGAAUAACAAAGCUGUAAUAUAUAUAAAAUAGGAAGAUCGGUUGUUACAUAUUUUGCUCAAUUUUAUGAACUACCAAAAUUUUUGCCUGCAAUAAAUUAUUUCUCACAUACCAUGACAAUAACAACA
Teleopsis dalmanni is the source of this 2147-nucleotide messenger RNA. RefSeq lists its product as uncharacterized. Bases 148 to 1917 code for a protein of 589 amino acids. NCBI's taxonomy places the organism in Eukaryota, Metazoa, Arthropoda, Insecta, Diptera, Diopsidae. The record is from RefSeq and is a predicted model, not a curated record. The transcript is spliced from 2 exons.